UGGCGGGGGCCGCUCCGGCCAUCCCGCUGGCGGAGCGCGCUCGUGACGUAGAGACACGCGAUGCCUAGCUUCAAACACAACACCCUGCUUCCGGGGCGGCUUAGAACCCUGCCCGAGGGAUGUUCCGGUGCUGGCGCUCCCCCCAACUAGUGGGCUUCCGACGUCUAGACACCCCGGUCCUUUUCCAGACAGGGGAACAGAGACAGCCAGACUUCGGGGUCUCGCGUGCAACACGUGGGCGCCCGGCUCUAGGACCUUUAACUCUGCGCCCGGCCCUUCCCAAGAUGGCGGCGCUUCCGGCGUCGCUUCCGCCCGCAGAGCCCUUCCCAAGAUGGCGGACCAGGACCAGCGCCAGCCGGGCCCGCCCCCGCUGCGGCUCCCGGAGCUGCUAGAGGGCGGCUGGCGGCUGCUCGACGAGGUGGAGGCGGGCAGCGCCCACGAGCCCUCCUCGGGGGCAGUGCCCGUCCAACGCCAGGUCCAGCAGGGCCUCCGCCUCCUCGAGCGCGCCGCCCGCGCCGUGGCCGAGCUCCAGCUCUUCAGCCACAAUGAAGAGCUGGAGGAGAUUGCAUCAGCUGACCUGAAGUUCAUGCUGGUCCCAGCUCUGCUGGCUGCACUUAUCUUGAAGCAGGUCAGCCCAGACAAGCGCCUGGAGCACGUGCAGAGAGCCCGGGCCUCUUUCAUGGACUUCCUGAAAGUCUGCAAGGACUAUGGGAUUGGCCACUUUGAGCUCCCACAGGAGUCAGACCACCUGGAUGAAGACCAAUCUGCAGGGAGCUCCCAGAGAGUUGGUCCCACCUCGGAUCAGGCAGCUCUGAUUGCCAUGGCGACAAAUAGACAAGCAAAAAUUGAGAGGUACAAGCAGAAGAAGGAGGUGGAGAACAGGCUGGCAUCUUUGAAAACUUCUGUUGAUGGUGGCCAUGCCGAUGAAGAGCAGAUAAGGGAAUACUACUUGCUGCAAAUCAAGAAGUGGAUCAGCACGAGCCUGGAGGAGAUUGAGAGCAUUGAUCAAGAAAUUGCAAUCCUCAGCCGGCGGGAAGCUCUGAAGCAGGUGCAGCGUCCUUCCACUCGGGCCAGGCCUCCCAUGAAGCCCUUCAUCCUCACCCGGGAUGCUGCCCAGGCCAAGGUGUUUGGGACUGGCUACCCAAGUCUGGCGACCAUGACGGUGGACGACUGGUACGAGCAGCGCCAGAAGCAAGGGGUCUUGCCUGAUCAGGGCAUCCCACAAAGACCAGCAGGUACAGAAGAGGAGGAAGAAAAGAAAGAGGAGGAGGAGGAGAGCGAAACAGCUGUUUGGAGAGCCCGAGAAUGGGAUGAGUGGAAGGACACACACCCCAGGGGCUACGGCAACCGGAAGAACAUGGGCUGACCAUCUCUUGCCCAAACGAGGGACUUGGCUGUCCGUCCUGGGCAAGACCUCCUUCCCUUGAAGCAGCAGAGGAGAGCAGGACGGGGCAGGGCUCUUGUGCGCUGUGUUGGAUGCCAGGCGUGACUUGUGCAUGUGCCACGGAUCUGGAAGCAGCGAAUACUUCACCCCGUGGAGGCCUCACAGAGGGCUGGAUUUGAAACUUGGCAGUGUCCCCCUUCCCUAAAGUAUGACUUGAUAAGCUGGUCUCUUGGGAAUUCCUGUUAGCGGCGGUGGCGGCGGCUGUGACACAUUUUUCCCUAAAAAAGAAAUAAAUGGCCUUUGUCAGUGCAUCA
Molecule: messenger RNA, 1698 nt
Organism: Hemicordylus capensis (graceful crag lizard)
Lineage: Eukaryota; Metazoa; Chordata; Lepidosauria; Squamata; Cordylidae
Gene: IGBP1
Product: immunoglobulin binding protein 1
Exons: 6
Coding region: 332-1366 (344 amino acids)
Biological process (GO): regulation of signal transduction; regulation of dephosphorylation
Cellular component (GO): cytosol
Molecular function (GO): protein phosphatase 2A binding
Source: RefSeq, a predicted model, not a curated record